AUCAGAGCUCGUCUCACAGCCAGCCGGCCCGCUGUCGACCAAUGAGCGGCCGCGACACAGUCGGGGUAAUGAUACAGUGGAGCGGGCCGGUCGCCGGCCGGGCGGCAUCAGUUGAUCGCCAGAGUGGGGUACGGUGGGGUGUUGUCAGUGUGUCGUGGAGGGUUUUGGAGUGCGGACGCGCCAGUGAGCCUGUCUGAGCGCGAUGAGGCCGGCGGGCUGGCUGGUGGUGGUGCUGGUGCGGCUGGGACUGGCCGCCGGCGCCCCGAGGACUGCUGACGAGCGCCUGCUGCGGGCCAUGGAGCGCGAGCUGAGCGGUCAGGGUGCGGCGCACAAGGUGCACCGGUCACACCACGGCCAUCGUGCGCGACACCAGCCGCACGGCACGCUGCCGCCGCCAGCGGAGAUCCGCUGCUACUGCAGUCUGCCGGCGUGCCUGACCACCGGCUACAUGUGCCAGUCGAUGGUCGGAUCGUGCUUCUCCGAGACUGUGGAGACCGACCAGCGGGUUCACACCCGACACGGCUGUCUGGAACUGCUCUCCAGACACAAACAGCGCAUCUGCGAGCGGCUCCACAGCGAGAACAAGGCCGACUCGCGGCUGCGCUGCUGCACCGAAGACAUGUGUAACAUCGUCGACGAUGCGCCGGUAUCCGUCGAUCUCGACGCGCGGAUAUCGGGCCCGGGCAACGGCUCACGAGUACCGCUGCCGACUCCGCCUGCGGAGCUGCUGAGUCUGGGCGGCGGCCGGCAGCACCAGCAGCACUCCCAACAGCGCUCCGGCGAGCUGUGGCUGCGCGCGGCAACCAUCGCCGUGCCCAUCGCCGGCCUGUUCAUCCUCUCCGGCCUGGUGCUGCUGGCCGUCAGGAUGCUGCGCCGCGAGUCCAAGCCGCAUUACCAGUACGCCAAGGCGCCGCUGUGCUUGGAGCCGGCGGCCGGCGGCGCGGUGGGGGUGCGCGUGGGCCUGGCGCCGGCCGCCCACCCGGCCACAGCGGUGCCGGUCCACUGCGUGGUGACGCCUGUGGACUGGCAGACGGACCGGUGAACUCCCCGGCUGCCGCGAUCGACUGUGAUUGUGUGUUGUACGGCCGGGGGCGCUGUGCGCUCGGCGGCCGUCAGAUGAGGGCACCAGGCGCCAGAGACGGGCCACGAGGGACCGGCGGACCGCGAGCCGCCGCCCGAGUCACAGCGGCGAGUCAGAGUCAGAGUCAGAGGUGACACCGACUGCGUGUGUCAGUGUUAUAGCGCGGUGUCGUCCCCACAGUGACACGGUGUCAGUGUCGGUGGCCCAUGUCUGGCCGACACGCUGUUCCUCAGGUAUCGCUGUGGUCACUCCUGGCGCUCACUGGACCAGUGUCUUCCCGUCGUGCCAACGCCGCACGGAGGCACUCUCCUUCCCCUGGGUCAUUUUCGUACACUGGGACCGAACUGGGGCGCUCGAUGGCCGGUAUCAUCAUUUCCAUAAACCGUCAUACCUUCCAUCAUAAUUGCCAAACUUUGUACGCGUGAGCGCAGGGCCACUGUGGCCUACUUCAGCCAGUGAUGUUGAACGUUGACGUCUGUUCUUCAGUGGCAGUUGACCACUGCACCAUUUGUUCUGCUGUGUUAGUGUGUCCAAUGUUAAUUCAGUUGCACGCUUUUUUGUAUGUACAUAAGACGUAUGUUUAUUUCACCCAAUUGUGAUAUUAUUGAUCUUAUUUAUCGUAAAAGACAUGAUAAUAAACAUUGUGCACAUUGUGAUGCUU
Molecule: messenger RNA, 1742 nt
Organism: Amphibalanus amphitrite
Lineage: Eukaryota; Metazoa; Arthropoda; Thecostraca; Balanomorpha; Balanidae
Product: BMP and activin membrane-bound inhibitor homolog
Exons: 4
Coding region: 203-1042 (279 amino acids)
Source: RefSeq, a predicted model, not a curated record